Messenger RNA from Callorhinus ursinus (northern fur seal), 2818 nucleotides. It is a transcript of the gene PDE6A, whose product is annotated as phosphodiesterase 6A. Lineage: Eukaryota; Metazoa; Chordata; Mammalia; Carnivora; Otariidae. Gene Ontology annotation, molecular function: protein binding; 3',5'-cyclic-nucleotide phosphodiesterase activity. Gene Ontology annotation, biological process: signal transduction. The record is from RefSeq and is a predicted model, not a curated record.
ACAGAAGCCCAGCUUGGCACGAAACACCUCCCGACUCCGUCUUGCCACGAACUAUAAGCCUUUCCUGGGAAGGCCAGCCGGAGCUACCUCUCCACCAAAGUAGCCAGUGGGAUUCGCCAUGGGCGAGGUGACGGCAGAGCAGGUGGAGAAGUUCCUGGACUCGAAUAUCAUGUUUGCCAAACAGUACUACAACCUCCACUACCGGGCCAAGGUCAUCUCAGAGCUGCUAGGGGCCAAGGAGGCAGCCGUGGACUUCAGCAACUACCACUCGCUGAGCAGUGUGGAGGAGAGUGAAAUCAUCUUCGACCUCCUGCGGGACUUCCGGGAAAAUUUGCAGGCGGAGAGAUCCGUCUUCAACGUCAUGAAGAAGCUGUGCUUCCUCAUGCGGGCAGACCGCAUGAGCCUGUUCAUGUACAGGGUCCGAAAUGGCAUCGCAGAGCUAGCCACCCGGCUCUUCAACGUCCACAAGGAUGCUGUUCUUGAGGAAUGCCUGGUGGUGCCCGACUCAGAGAUUGUGUUCCCCCUGGACAUGGGUGUGGUGGGUCACGUCGCGCACUCUAAAAAGAUCACCAACGUCCUCAACACAGAAGAGGAUGAGCAUUUCUGUGACUUCGUGGACACCCUCACAGAGUACCAGACCAAGAACAUCUUGGCUUCCCCCAUAAUGAAUGGGAAGGAUGUGGUGGCCAUAAUCAUGGCUGUGAAUAAAGUGGACGGGCCCCACUUCACCAAGACAGACGAGGAGAUUCUUCUCAAGUACCUUAAUUUUGCAAAUCUAAUCAUGAAGGUAUACCACCUGAGUUACCUGCACAACUGUGAGACUCGGCGUGGCCAGGUACUGCUGUGGUCUGGGAGCAAAGUCUUCGAAGAGCUUACGGACAUUGAGAGGCAGUUCCACAAAGCCCUGUACACGGUCCGAGCCUUCCUCAACUGUGACAGAUAUUCUGUGGGGCUCUUAGACAUGACCAAGCAGAAGGAAUUUUUUGAUGUCUGGCCAGUCCUGAUGGGGGAGGCUCCACCCUAUUCUGGUCCCAGGACUCCGGAUGGAAGGGAAAUCAACUUUUACAAGGUCAUUGACUACAUCCUACAUGGCAAAGAAGACAUCAAAGUAAUCCCGAAUCCACCUCCUGAUCACUGGGCUUUAGUAAGUGGUCUGCCCACCUAUGUUGCCCAGAAUGGCCUGAUUUGCAACAUCAUGAAUGCGCCUGCGGAGGACUUUUUUGCAUUCCAGAAAGAGCCUCUGGAUGAGUCUGGAUGGAUGAUUAAGAAUGUCCUUUCUAUGCCAAUUGUGAACAAGAAGGAAGAAAUUGUUGGGGUGGCCACGUUUUACAAUCGCAAAGAUGGGAAGCCCUUUGAUGAGAUGGACGAGACCCUCAUGGAGUCUUUGACUCAAUUCCUGGGCUGGUCCGUCUUAAACCCUGACACCUAUGAGUCAAUGAACAGACUUGAAAACAGGAAGGAUAUUUUCCAGGACAUGGUAAAAUACCACGUGAAGUGUGACAAUGAAGAAAUCCAGAAAAUCCUGAAAACCAGAGAGGUGUACGGGAAGGAGCCGUGGGAAUGUGAGGAAGAGGAACUCGCUGAGAUCCUGCAAGGAGAGCUGCCAGAUGCAGAGAAGUACGAAAUCAAUAAGUUCCACUUCAGCGACUUGCCCCUCACGGAACUGGAGCUGGUGAAAUGUGGGAUACAGAUGUACUAUGAGCUCAGAGUGGUGGACAAAUUUCACAUUCCUCAGGAGGCCCUGGUGCGGUUCAUGUACUCGCUGAGUAAGGGCUACCGCAGGAUCACCUACCACAACUGGCGGCACGGCUUCAACGUGGGGCAGACCAUGUUCUCCUUGCUGGUGACCGGAAAGCUGAAGCGAUACUUCACGGACCUAGAGGCCUUGGCCAUGGUCACCGCUGCCUUCUGCCAUGACAUUGACCACAGAGGCACCAACAACCUCUACCAGAUGAAAUCCCAGAACCCACUGGCCAAGCUCCAUGGGUCCUCCAUCUUGGAAAGACACCACUUGGAGUUCGGCAAAACAUUGCUGAGAGAUGAGAGCCUGAAUAUCUUCCAAAAUCUCAAUCGCAGACAGCAUGAGCAUGCAAUCCACAUGAUGGAUAUAGCAAUCAUUGCCACAGACCUCGCCCUGUAUUUCAAGAAGAGAACAAUGUUCCAAAAGAUUGUGGAUCAGUCUAAGACGUAUGAAACCCAACAGGAGUGGACGCAGUACAUGAUGCUGGAGCAGACACGGAAGGAGAUUGUUAUGGCCAUGAUGAUGACCGCCUGUGAUCUCUCGGCCAUCACCAAGCCCUGGGAGGUGCAGAGUAAGGUAGCUCUGCUGGUUGCCGCGGAAUUCUGGGAACAAGGUGACCUUGAGCGCACAGUGCUGCAACAGAACCCCAUUCCCAUGAUGGACAGAAACAAGGCGGAUGAACUCCCCAAGCUUCAGGUCGGCUUCAUUGACUUUGUUUGCACCUUUGUCUACAAGGAAUUCUCCCGCUUCCACGAGGAGAUCACUCCCAUGCUGGAUGGGAUCACCAACAACCGCAAGGAGUGGAAGACGCUCGCCGACGAAUACGAUGCCAAGAUGAAGACCCUGGAGGAGGAGAAGCAAAAGCGAGAGGCAGCCAAGCAAGCAGCGGCAGGAAAUCAGCCAGGGGGCAGCCCCAGCCAAGCAGGGGGCACACCUGCAUCCAAGUCCUGCUGUAUCCAGUAAUGCUGACCAGCAUCGGCUGAACGGAAUGGCACCACCCUUUGCGGAAAGACACUACCCAAGCCAGCAGAAAACCAAAAGCCUGCUUGCGAAGCAAAAGAGUAAUAGGAUUUGAAA